AUGUUAACGAGAAAUCGUGGCAAAUCAAAGUCUGUUGUGGAGAUGUUGGGAUUGACGAAACGAAGCAAAAGGCGUUCCAAUCUUCCUUCAUCUUCAACUAAUCAAAAGAACAAUGCUGCUAAGACAAUUACGAAGAUCGCUCGAAGAGAUACGCUUGCUAAGCGGCGUAAAAUAGAGCUAAGUUCGGACAAAUCGGUGACUGAAGGCACUGAAGACACAAUUCCAUGUAGAAUCUCUUCGACCUCUCACCAACUUAACGUUUUGCCACAAGCAGAUUGUCUUCCAGCCUCUAAUCAAGAGAACAAUGUUACUAAGACAACAACGAGGAUUGCUCGAAGAAAUAUGUUUAUUAGGAAGCGAAAAAUGGAGCUAAGUUCGGACCAGUCGGUGACGGAAGGCACUGAAGAUACAAUUCCAUGUAGAAUCUCUUCGACCUCUCACCAACUUGACGUUCUGCCACAAGCGGAUCGCCUUCCAGACGCUAAUAAUAAUGCUUACAAAUUAACGGAUAAAGCCACACAACGUAUGCUACGUGAAAUCAAUUCAACGGGAAGGCUUUUCAUUUCAAGAGGAAAGUAUAAGCAGCAUAUUGCUAAUGUUGGUGGCCUAAAGAAGUCCAACGAUUCAGAAUUUCUUCUUAAGGAUCCGUUGCAGGCAGAGUUAUUUGCCAAAGUAGACGGUGCCCUAUCAGAGGUUAAUGAAGAUCUUGAUAAGAAAGAUGCUUUUCUUGCUUCGCAAGGUUUACUUCGACCUAAUAUGAGUUCAAUCCUGCGAAUAAGACGACAAACUCUAGCUAUGGCAAAGGAUCCCAGGCAUACUAAGAGUUAUCUUAGACCAAAUCCUAGAAGAACUCGCUAUGCUAGCGCAGCUACUACUUCAAGGAGGAGGACUGGCGUUGAUCGAAAUGCUCGCAUUGCAGCAAAGAAGCUUGCUCAUGCCAAAUCCCAAGCUGCUGCCUCGCAAGUUUUCCAUAAAUAUGGUAACGAUAAUAAAACUACAGAAACUAGACGCGGCCGCCCAAGAAAAUCUCAAGCUCAGAAUUCGACUAAUCCCACUACUAUGUCGGCCACCGUCACUAUCCAGACACGACACAGACAGUUUGGAAACAUUAGUAAACAUAUUGAUUGGAAAUACUGCUACUCUACUACUGAAAAAAUUGCGAGAUCAACCCGGACUGAGACUGUCGCUAGCCGAAAACGCCGAGCUCAGACAGCUCAGGCUCAUUUGGAUGAAAGCGGGAUAGGCGUUAAUGGUCAUAAUAAAAUGGGAGAGCUAACUGAGACUCAAGAAGAGCGGAAUGAUUUGGAAGAACCUCAUCCCAAAGUUGAUCUUGAUGAUAGCGAGCCAGAAAGGCAAUCGGAUACCAAAAGAAAAGUGACUUCUCGUUCUAAAAAUCCUAUUUCUGGAAUUUAUGCCAGAUCUGCUGGACGACCUUCUCAGAGACAAUUAGACAGCAAAUUUGUUCGAAGAAGAGGAGCUUUUGCGACCCCCAGAUUAUCAGGGGCAUCCGGUGAACCGGAACCACCACGUGCAAGAAAUGUAUAUCGAGCUGACAAUCCUCAACUGAGUGUGCUAGAGCGACUUGUCUUGGGUUUUGUGGAUUGUCGUGUGACAGUAGAUGAUAAAGCUGGUUUAGUUACAGUUAGGGGUGUAAACGAUAAGGACAUGAAAAUGCUCCUCCUGCGUAUAGAAGACGCUCAUUUCACAAUUCAAAACGUGUCUGUAUAUAAUGAAAAUAGAGAGAAAAAAUGCAAUGUCAUCUUAUCCCCUCCUUCAUCGAAACCUUCAGUAGCACCAGCGGCUGAAUCGAAAUCAAUGGAGAAAUCAGCUCAAUCUCAAAAGCAAUCAGAUUCUUCGUUGGAAAAUGGAAAUCAACAAGACGUUCGAGAAGUGGAGGCGAGUGAAGACAUAUCAUUCUCUGGUGAUGAAGUAGAUUGGAAUACUGACUACAGGCGCAGGACCACGCAACAACACCACCAACGUCCCUCUCAUUUGGAACGAUUUCGAACACCAAGAUUCAAUCGAAUACGGUCUCCCAGAUUAUCACAUCCUCUAAACUCUUCAACUAACCGUCAGUCCGGAGGCACAGAAGAGGAAGGAGGUGUUGAAAGCACGACGAUUCACCCACCUCUCCCUCCUUUCCGACGACAUCGGAAGUUUGUACGAAAAGUGUAUACUGGAACUUCCACAGUACCUAAGAUUCUUAAUCGUCGACCUCUUGUCAAUCGAACUCAAGCUCCCACUAACAGUGUUACUAGUGGUCCUAUUCCCCAACCUCAAAUUCACUCCGCCCCUUCCUUCAGUAAUCAACCAGUUGCCAUGCAUUUAGACGUGCAAGCAGCCCCGGUCUCUGUUGCUGAAAAUACCGUUCCUAGUUCUAUGUCACCUGUGACUGAUAACGGGACUUGUGUUGCUUCAACUGAGUCAACUAAUGUGAUGAAUGCGUCGAGCGCUCCAAGUCCUCAAGUUUCAGAAAAUCCCGAGUCAUUGCAUUCUUCAGGUGAACUGUUCAAUCCUGCUAGUGCCAUGAGUGCCAGUCAACUGCUGCGACUCAAGAGAAACCAAGAUGAAAAUCAACAUCAGCAGGGACGUCCACCAUUAACUACAUCGUUAACCUCCGUUGCUGUAACAUCUUCUCAUUCAUCCACGUCAGUCGCUAUGGCUACCUCAAUAGUGCAGGUGUCCCCUUCUGUUCAACAGCAACAGCCAUCUUUUCCAAAUCCUCAAUUUAGAAGCCAUCGUAAGGUAGAUCCAACUCAAGGGCUUAGAGUCGAAUCAGGGGGACCAGCUAAUCAUAAUAUUGACUUAGAUGACGGGAUGGAUUUUGAGCUCAGUACCACGAGUCUCCCUCCUCAACUACCACCCCCUCAGCUUCCAGUAUCGGUGACACCUCCUACUUCUGCUCAUCCUCUUCAAACCGUGACCGUCUUUACCCCUUCUACUCAAACUAUCACUCCUCACCCACCAGCUUUCUUUUCGCCACCAGGUUUUAUUCCAAGUAUACGCUCAGCUAUCGUAUCCGUUGUCAGACCGUUAACUCCUGUUGUUCCUUCUAGAGGUGCUACUCCAAUGAUAAGCAAAACAACGACUGAUGGAAGUUUUCUCACAGGGCGCCCUUUGAUUACAAAAUCAGUUCCUAUGCGGGAUACUUCUCCGCCUUCUUCAUCUACUAGCGUUAGCUCUGAAAGUAGGCGUCCAGUAGUCCACAAAUGUCACUCCAUUCGCAGGCUCUCACCAAAGAGUUCACUCAACCCUGAAAAUAAUGGUGUAGCACCAUCUUCAGCGGUGACUGCUAGGCCCUCGGCAAAUUCACAGUUAUUGAAAUCUCUCCUUCAAAAUGGUGCUGGAAGCACAAGUUCUCUUCUCUCCCCUUCCUCCACACAAUUGCAGGGCCGUUCUAACUCUGUGUCCGCUACUUCGAGAGGACUUCCGACAGUAUCUCAAGCAAUUCCUUCACCAGUUGGACCCGCACAUCAAAGUCGAGGGACUUGGCAGUUGGGAGGAAGAGCCAUAGUUGUAGGAGCCUCCGUCAUCAAACCCACUACUUCCCCUCUUAAUAGUACUUCUCUAUCCACCUCUCAACCUACUGCUGCAGGUGGUAUUGCUCCUCAGGAUUCAAAUGAAUCUGCCCAGUUCUACUAA
Rodentolepis nana is the source of this 3642-nucleotide messenger RNA. Lineage: Eukaryota; Metazoa; Platyhelminthes; Cestoda; Cyclophyllidea; Hymenolepididae. The record is from the annotation of a GenBank genome assembly.